CCUCAGCUGGCAGCUUGCAGCUGAAGGUAUUUCCUGUCUCUCCUCAUUUUUCUUAUUUUCUCUCUCGGCAACUUUCUCUCUUUGCCAUCGCGUGAUACUACAAAAAGGAAGAGGAUAAGAAAAAGAGCUCGCCCCAGUUCUCGCGUUAACCCUCAUCCCUAGCCAGUUCACCUUGUGAGAUAGUAAUAGUCCACGACCCCAACUAGAAACACACCCUCCUGCCGUCAUCCUGUUGCGAGGCGUACCAGCUAUGGCCGGGCCCGGGUCGUCCAAUGCUGCGUCGGACGCCAACGUGGCACAGUCCUUGAAGGUCUCGCUCGACGCCAUUGACGCGGCCGAUCCGCAGCUGAGGGAGCUCAACCGGACCAUCCACGACAACCCGGAGCUGGCGUACCAGGAAUUCUUUGCGGCGAAGACCAUCUCUGCGUUCCUGAGAAAGGAGGGGUUCGCCGUGACGGAGCAGACCUACGGGCUCGACACAUCCUUCACCUGCGAGGUCGGCCAGGGCGGUCCCCUGGUGAUCAUCUGCGCCGAGUACGAUGCGCUGCCCGGAAUCGGCCACGCGUGCGGGCACAACCUGAUCGCCACGUCCUCGAUCGCGGCGUUCCUGGGCGCCGCCGCGGCGCUCCAGUCCUCGUCGGGGCGGAUUCCCGGACGGGUGCGGCUGCUGGGCACGCCGGCCGAGGAAGGCGGCGGGGGCAAAUGCAAGCUGAUCGAGGCCGGGGCGUUCCGCGAGCCGGACAUCGUGGCGGCCAUCAUGGCGCACCCGGUGACGGCGCACCAGUUCUCGGGCGGGUUCACGGGGCUAGCGGGCCUCAAGUUCAUCGCCUCGCACAAGUUCCGCGUCGAGUACCGGGGCCGCCAGGCCCACGCGGCCGGGGAGCCCUGGAACGGCGUCAACGCCCUCGACGCGGCCGUGUCGGCCUACAACAGCGUCUCGAUGCUGCGGCAGCAGAUGCGCCCCGACGAGCGCGUCCACGGCGUCGUCGAGGACGGCGGCACCGUGCCCAAUGUCAUCACAGCCUACACGCGCAUGAACUGGUACGUGAGGGCCCCCAACAUGGAGAGGGCCGAUCAGUUGCUGGACAAGGUUCACAAGUGCUGCGAGGCCGCCGCCGCGGCGACGGGCUGUGAGAUCAAGUACAUUCCCGCCCCUACGUACAAGAACCUGAGGGUCAAUCUGCCCCUGUGCCGGCAGUAUGUCGAGGACAUGGCGACGCUGGGGGAGAAGAUCAUGGUCAAGAACGAUGAAUCGUACACCGCGUCGACCGAUAUGGGUAAGAAAAAGACACCUUUCCCCUCCACCAACGCCAACUGCACGAAAGAGGGCCCCAUCGUCAAGAACCACCCCUUGGUACCUAUGGAGAUACCUAAAUCCCUAUCGUUAUGUACAUCCAUCACUAACCAAAACGGCGGUUGGUCGGCGCAGGAAACGUCUCGUUCGAGGUCCCCAGCUUCCACGGCGCGUUCCCCAUCCCCACGGACGCCCAUGUCUCCAUGCACCACCCCCGGUUCGCGGGCCACGCGGCCACGGACGAGGCGCACCGGGCGGCGAUCCAGUGCGCCAAGGGGAUGGCGAUGCUGGCGCUGCGCGUGCUCACGAACCCUCAGCUCGCGGAGGAAGCGAGGAAGGAUUUUGAGAACCUGGAUGAGUGAUCGAGCUUGCCACGUGAAUGAAUGGACGGGCGGAAGACCUAGUCGGGAACUCGGGUCCGCUCUCUACGUCUUGACAUCGCUUACAACAAAUCCUGGCGACAGAUGUAGUUACGAUCAUCUGAAUCUGGGGAUCGGAUGGAUCGUUCGAGAUGCGCAGAAAGUGAAUUGAUUGUGUAUAAUCUAUGUGAAUCCAGAUAAGAGUAACUCCAAGCGACCUGCACCAGCUGGACAUGCGCAGCCUCGCCCUCUUGACCACGCCCAACACCGUAUCUUCCAAUCUCUGCAUCUAUAAGUUUACAAUCUCUAUCGGUUUCAGACACCUGAGGCGGCGAGUGCGGCAGGACUCUGAGGCAGG
This is a messenger RNA of Cladophialophora immunda, 2011 nucleotides long. RefSeq lists its product as uncharacterized. Lineage: Eukaryota; Fungi; Ascomycota; Eurotiomycetes; Chaetothyriales; Herpotrichiellaceae. The record is from RefSeq and is a predicted model, not a curated record. Gene Ontology annotation, molecular function: dipeptidase activity. Bases 251 to 1825 code for a protein of 524 amino acids. The transcript is spliced from 2 exons.